GACUGGCUGUGGAUGGUUAAGAGGGCAGGGAGCCCAGGAUUUUUGCUGUUCGGUUUUCUUUCUAUUUGAUCGGGAAAGGAGAGGGGGUGGGGAAAGCUAAUAUCCAGCUUUGCUGAUUGAAAGUAGCUGACUCCGUGUCGGAUCUCCACCUCUCUGAAGCAAAGGAGUAUGUAAGAAAACAUCAGCUUGGAAGUGUACAGUUUAUUUCAGCUAAAGAUGGUGCAGAGGAAAAAAUCUGCUCUGCAGGUGUUGUCCUUUAAAUGCGUCUGCAUUCUUUCACUCCUAGCAAAAUGGCUUUUAGAUGACUUGUGAAAUCUGUGCACAUAGCUGACAUUACACGGAUACUGUACAAAAGACAACAUGCAUUCCAAUGGACAUCUCUUGUGAAAGGGAGUUUCUAUGCUUUCAAAUGAAAAGAACACCACCCUAAAUACACUGAUCCUUAACUGGAACAAGUAUUAAAGGGACUGCAUCAGAAUGUUUGUUAGUGCCAGGAAAGUCAGAAAAUGCCAGUUUGUGCAGAUACUUGCCACUUGCUUUGUAUUGUCUCUCAUGAUUUUCUGGACACCACUUGAUAAUCAUAUUGUGAGCCACAUGAAGUCCUAUUCUUACAGAUACCUCAUAAAUAGCUACAACUUUGUGAAUAAUAGCCUGUCCGUUAGCAGGGACAACUUGGACAGGGUAGCAAGAUACCAAUAUUUGAUCAACCACAAGGAGAAAUGUCAACAGCAAGAGGUCCUCCUUCUAUUGUUUGUAAAGACUUCUCCAGAAAACCGGCAUCGGCGAGAUGCAAUUCGACAAACCUGGGGUAAUGAGAAAUAUGUACAUUCUCAUCUUAACGCCAACAUUAAAACUGUUUUUGCUUUAGGACGACCAACAGAUCAUAUGCAGAGAGCACAGAUGCAAAGAAAACUUCUAAAGGAAGACCAGAAGUAUAAUGAUUUGAUCCAACAAGACUUCUUGGAUACUUUUCACAAUCUUACCCUUAAGUUACUUUUGCAGUUUGGAUGGGUGAAUGCAUACUGCCCACAUGCCAAGUUCAUUAUGUCUGCAGAUGAUGAUAUUUUUAUUCACAUGCCAAAUCUUGUUGCAUAUCUCCAAAGUCUAGUGGAAAUUGGUAUUCAAGAUAUCUGGAUUGGGCGUGUCCAUCGUGGAGCUCCUCCCGUGAGAGAUAAGACUAGCAAAUACUAUGUUCCAUAUGAAAUGUACCAGUGGCCUUCUUAUCCUGACUACACAGCUGGAGCCGCAUAUGUAAUAUCAAGUGAUGUAGCAGCUAAAGUAUAUGAGGCUUCACAGACCCUUAAUACAAGUCUUUAUAUAGAUGAUGUUUUCAUGGGUCUCUGUGCCAAUAAAAUGGGAAUUGUACCACAAUAUCAUGUAUUCUUUUCUGGGGAAGGAAAGGCUCCAUAUCAUCCCUGCAUCUAUAACAAAAUGAUAACCUCCCAUGGACAUGUGGAAGACCUUCAUCAUCUUUGGAAGCAGGCAACAGAUCCAAAAGUCAAAAGCUUUUCCUCUAGAUUUUUGGGUAGACUAUAUUGCAAAAUAGUUAACAUUAUGCUUCUUUGCAAACUACACUAUGAGGACACGUAUCCCUGUUCAGCUGCAUUUUCCUAAUACUUGAAUAUCUGCAUAGAGAUUCACUGAGCCAAAAUGGAGUGACAACUUUUAACUGUUUAUCCAAUAUAUACAUAAGUGAACAUGAAAAGAGGUAAGAUUAAAAUGUGAAUAGAUCCCAAAUUAUUCUGCUCAGGAACUUCAUCAGAAUAACUCUCUAUUGCUGUGUUAGUUUCCACAUACUGCACCCUGUAUUUUUACACUCCUUUUCAAGGGAUUUAAGUCUUGAAUAGAUAUUAACUGAUUUCAUUUUUUUAGAUAUUGAAAAGCCUGUGAAAAGUAAUUGAACUUGGGAGUACAGAAUUUGUCAAUAACCCUUGUUAAUUGCAUUCUUCCAUUUGAAAAAGAGUAUGUAAAUUAAGGCACAUGGUUUCAAGGCAAUGACUUGCAGUUGAUGCGCUACUUAAACAUCCAUAAAUAGCCCUUUCCAAACAAAAGGAAAUGAUAGUUCUGGUACCAUGAGUAGAAGAGUAGGAUGGCAAUUUAAAGUCUGAGUAAACUAGUCAAAUGGUCACCAUUUCUGUAUACAGUUCAGCAAAAUGACUCUUUAAAAAUCAAAAUAAUCCACAAAUGGUGCUAGAGGUGAAAGCUUGCUAAAACAUUUUGCUCUCUUGAGGUUACGUAAAUCCUGCACAACAUUUGGGUGGGGGGAAAUGGCAUUCAUACUGUCCUUCUAACUGGUGCUUUCAGGUAAUACACGAGCUCUGUUUAGAACAGGAAUUUACAGGAAGGUACAUUAAUAACUUCUGCAACACUACUUCAACUACAGCAACAUUUUGAAAAUUAAGUAACUUUUUUUUAAAUCUGAAAACGCUUUCUGAAGUGGUAUUUUUAAACACUCCAGUCAGUCAUUGGUAAACUAAGAGCAUGUGUAUUGAGUAUGGCCUUCCAGGUGUCUCUUUCAAAAAUACACUUCUGUCUCCCUAGUUAAUUUUCAAGAGGGAAGACAAGUUAAACUUCUCCAUUAAAUAACUCAAGGGAAGUCUGUCAUAACGUAGUUAGUUCAGAUUAUUCAAAAAGUUGAAGAAGCCAAAUUUGUGCAAACAUGAGCACUAACAGAGAAAGAUGUGAGGAGCUGAAAGUAAGGGUAGACUGCACAAAGAAGGGAUAGGGUGAAAUAUUGAUUGUAACAGGUAAAGAUGCAACAUUUAUUAAGAGAAUUACAAAGAAUCCACUAAAUUGUCCUCUCUUAAUCUAAUUGGUUUCAAGAACAGAUCUUUGUCUUAUGGCCAUGUGAAGAAGUCCGUGUCAAAAUAGAAAAUCUGUAUCUUUCUCUUUAACCAAAUCUAUUGCAUAUGUUACUCUUGCCUCUUUAACAUGAGCAAAAAGCUUAACCUUCAGUUUACAAAGGCUAGAAGUAGGUGCUAUUAAAACCCUGACCACCACCACCACUGUUUGUAACCUGAUAGUUCAUAACCAUGUCCAAAACCUCUAAAACUGAGCUCUGGGAGAAGGACUCAAUGCUCUUCUUAUCAGUCUGGUUGUAACAAUGUUUCCGUGUACUUUGU
Messenger RNA from Caretta caretta (loggerhead turtle), 3122 nucleotides. It is a transcript of the gene B3GNT5, whose product is annotated as UDP-GlcNAc:betaGal beta-1,3-N-acetylglucosaminyltransferase 5. The record is from RefSeq and is a predicted model, not a curated record. Gene Ontology annotation, cellular component: Golgi membrane. Gene Ontology annotation, molecular function: N-acetyllactosaminide beta-1,3-N-acetylglucosaminyltransferase activity. NCBI's taxonomy places the organism in Eukaryota, Metazoa, Chordata, Testudines, Cheloniidae. Gene Ontology annotation, biological process: protein O-linked glycosylation.